CUACCAGAUUUCAGUGAGGUACGAAGAAAGGAGUGAAAAUUAAGUGUUUUGUCUUCUUUAAAUGUAAAGUACAUACAAAUAUCAAAAUGUGGGGCAGUGCUGUAUGGGAUAAACAUCUAAUGCUGUCAUUCAUGUUCUUCCAGUCACAAGUUAUGGUUCAUGCAUUAAGGGACGUGAAAGUUACGGUUCCCUCCGCCGUGCGCAAGGGAGGCACGGCCACCCUCAGGUGUAGUUACGAUAUGGAAGGCGAUAGUUUAUACUCUGUUAAAUGGUACAAGGGACGCCGGGAGUUCUACCGAUAUACUCCAAAGGAAAAUCCAGCCAUGAAGAUAUUUAUAACGAGUGGAAUACAUGUUCAGCGUCACUUAUCAAACGAGAGCCAACUCACUUUGGCAUCGGUGCAAUCUUCAACGUCCGGAAAAUAUAGUUGUGAAGUUUCGGCAGAUGCACCAUCUUUUCAUACAUUGAUCGCAUCCGGUGAAUUGGAAGUUGUUGAAGUUCCAGAAGGCAAGCCCGUUAUCACCGGCAUCAAAUCCAGAUACCAAAUUGGUGAAGGUCUCCGAGCAAAUUGCACAUCUCGACACUCGAAACCAGCAGCCAAUUUAUCCUGGGCCAUUAAUGACCAACCUGCUAACCCACUGCAUGUGAAACAUCAUCGUGCGCUAGUGGAUCCGCGUAAUGACUAUCAAACUUCAAUUUCAGGAAUACAGUUCGUUGUGCUUCCGCAACAUUUUUCUAGGGGAAAACUAAAGCUCCGAUGUAUUGCUCACAUACACGAUAUUUUUUGGCAAUCGACUGAACGAAGCAUCGAAGAAGAACGACCUCGAGUUCAUAGCGUUGCAGCAAGCAGCAACAAUAUAAACAGUAUACCAAAUGGCCCAUAUGAUCAGUUUUCUUUACAAGAUGGCGAUCUGCCCAACAAAAAGGAUACAUACAUGACACACAUGCAGGGCGAUAUGUCCUCGUUAAAUGCCGGAAGUGCAUUUAUAUCAUCAUCUUUGAUACUGACGUUGUUCAUGCUGCAGCUCCAGCAAAUGUUCAUUUCACACCUAAGUAAGGUUUCCCAGAUAAGUACUUCAACGGCAGCCACUUCACGGAACACUGAAGCCAACGGACAACACAGGACGAGAACAACAGCAACUAGAACAAAAUCAUCAUCGGCUACAACAACAAGGAAGAGUAAAUGUUGCAAUAGUUGCAGGACUUCAGAUACAACUCAUGUCUUGGACUAUUCUCGCAGGACGAAUGAUACAAUUCCUGAUAGUUAUCAUUCACUCCUUCUGAAGAAACAACAACAUUGUUCCUACGUACGAAUGGGAGCAAGUGGCGCUACGGCGCUCUGCAUGGAUUUGACUAAUUCAUGACUUUAAAUAAUUCAUCAAAAUUUUUCUAGGUGGUACCAAAAAAACAAAGACGAGGAAAAUAAGAAAUAAGGAUUCCCCUCCUGCAGAGUGGCAUAAUGUGUAGUAGUUGAAAAUGAAGAGUAUUUUGUUUGUCUGCUGAGAAAUGUUUGUUUAUUGUUCCAUUUUUUGUUGUUUGAAGAGAAGAAAGGAUGAGAAGGCUCAGAGUUUGCACCUGCUGGCCAGUUUACUGGCGCUAACUCGAAAUUCGGUCGCCUUUUGUUAAAGCGCUUCUUUGUUUUGGGGCUGGCAUCUGAUUGCCUGCAAAUGCUCUUGCAUGACCUGCAGCAUGA
Messenger RNA from Hermetia illucens (black soldier fly), 1693 nucleotides. RefSeq lists its product as uncharacterized. Bases 87 to 1364 code for a protein of 425 amino acids. Lineage: Eukaryota; Metazoa; Arthropoda; Insecta; Diptera; Stratiomyidae. The transcript is spliced from 7 exons. The record is from RefSeq and is a predicted model, not a curated record.